This is a messenger RNA of Penicillium canariense, 363 nucleotides long. RefSeq lists its product as uncharacterized. The coding region runs from base 1 to 363 and encodes 120 amino acids. NCBI's taxonomy places the organism in Eukaryota, Fungi, Ascomycota, Eurotiomycetes, Eurotiales, Aspergillaceae. The transcript has 3 exons. The record is from RefSeq and is a predicted model, not a curated record.
AUGCACCUCUUAAUUUCCGUAGAUGAAAAUUACCUCCCGCGGCCGACGAAAUCCGAGAAGAGAUCAAGGCUUGAAGAGGAUGAAAGCGGGAAUAAGAAGUACCGCGGGAAUGUGCUAUUAGAGUUAAUCUCUCGUAUGAAACCCGCUCUUGGUAUUGACGAGGAGACACGGACAUAUUGGUCGACGCGUAUAAAACUAGAUCUUCGAAAUCCGGUACACCCUAUUCCAAUCCCCGACGAAAUCCAGGUGAACGGGUGGCUGUUGAAGGAAGGAUCAUUCGUUCAAGUUGAUAACGACCCAGUGGUGGGUGCAUGUACGACUACCUUGUUUGUUGCAUUUAUAUCGUGGUUGAAGCUGCAUUGA